UGUAUUUUUGACGAGAAAACGUGUCAACCAUUGGAUCAAUCUUUUUAAAAAAAACUCAAUCUACUUCUCUCUUCAGCAUAAAAUGCCUAAAAAAGUGGUAAUUACAGUGAAAGAAGGCAAAAUAAGCGGAUUCAUCGCAAAAUCUAAUUAUUCUAAAACAGAAUAUUACUCAUUUCUCGGUGUGCCUUAUGGACAAUCAACUGUUGGACCAGCUCGUUUCAAAGAUCCAGUUAAAGUGAAACCUUGGAAUGGUAUUCUGGAUUGCACGAUAGAAAAAGAAGGCUGUGAACAAUUCUCAUUACGUAAACGAAAUUUCAGUGGUGACGAAGACUGUUUAUAUAACAACAUUCACACACCAAGAAUACAUGUGAAAGGAGAUCCUUUGAAAGCAGUCGUAUUUAAUAUCCAUCCUGGAGGAUUUUCUCACGGAUCACCGGAUCCUUGGUGCUAUGGAUCGCCAGAAUUUGUUAUGAAUCGUGAUAUCGUGUACGUCUGUGUGGGAUACAGAUUGCACAUAUUAGGACAUUUAAAUCUAGGUCUGAAAGAAUGCUCGGGAAAUCAGUCGGUAAAAGAUAUAAUCUUAAGUUUGAAAUGGAUAAAAGAUAACAUACAUAAUUUCGGAGGUGACCCUCAAAAUAUCACAAUACUUGGAAGUAGUAGUGGCUCAGCACUAGUGCACAGUUUGUUAUUGUCACCGGUAGCAAAAGGUUUAUAUCACAAAGCGAUCCUCAUGGGCAUGUACGCCUUCAAUCCAUUACUAGUGACAAUCGACGAAAAUGCAACUGCAGCUUACGAAUUAGCAAAACAAAUAGGUUACAAAGGAACAGCGGAUGACAAAAAGAAGCUAUUAUCUUAUUAUAAAAGACUAUCGCUGAGAAAUCUAUUACUGGCCAGACCCCAUGCAUUUUUCAACCAAAGUACCCUACCAAUAUUUCCGACUUCGCCAUUUAUACCAAUGAGUGACUCGGGAGAGAACUCUGUGACACCUUUAUCGCCUGAAAAACUGAUUCCUUCAACUAACAGAGUCCCAAUCAUGAUUGGAUUUUGUGAAAGAGAAGCAGCUAUGGCGUUUGUUCGUCAACUGAAACACAACUUAUCUAAAAAUUUCCGAACAGCAAUUCGUCAAAAUGCUUGGGGAUGGGGAGCUCAUUUGAACGACGAUGAACUGAAGCACAUCUAUACCCAAGUGGAAUCCUUUUACACGGAUAAUCAUCCCAUAGAAACGGCAUCUCCGUCGAUUAAAUGUGAUGUUUUGACGGAUAUUGCACUAUCUGACGUUUACGAUUCAUUGAUCAAUAUAAUUGCAGCAGAUCUACCCGACUCGGUAUUUGUUUACAAGUUUCAAUUCGAGGGUAAUGCGGGUACGAUGAAAGAUCGAAUUUAUCAGAUGAUGGAUGAGCCAUUAGAAGGAACAUACCACGCAUCUGAUUUUAGUUACUGGAAUCACAUGACAGAUCACUGGGAUGGCAAGAUAACUGUACUGACUCCAAAAACUCGCGAAAAAGUCGAAUUAAUGACUAAUCUCAUCAGUUCUUUUGCCAAAACUGGGUAUAAAAUACCAUACGACAACCCUAAUUAUGAAACCUUGCCGGUAAACUGGAAGCCGUCAACCAAAGAUCAUCCAUGCUACUUGAAUAUAAAUGAAACUCUAGAAGUGAAAGAUGAAUUACUCAAUGGUGAGAGAAUGGAGUUUUGGCACGAUUUGAAAAAACAAUUUAAAAGAGAUCAUUUCUUGUCAUAAUGUUAAAAUAAUAUACCGACUAAAAUGCUUU
Molecule: messenger RNA, 1772 nt
Organism: Planococcus citri (citrus mealybug)
Lineage: Eukaryota; Metazoa; Arthropoda; Insecta; Hemiptera; Pseudococcidae
Product: esterase E4-like
Exons: 10
Coding region: 83-1741 (552 amino acids)
Molecular function (GO): serine hydrolase activity
Source: RefSeq, a predicted model, not a curated record